GCUCAAUCAUUCAAGCACAUGAAUAUUUUUAAUAACGGAAACGCACAAAUGUAUCCUGGAAUGAAUCAACAUUAUUCGAAUGGAGGAAGUUCUGGUGGAGGAGGACCUAAACGUUUUCGAGGGGGAGGCGGUGGUGGAGGGCAUGAUGGCGUUGAUAUGUACCAUGAAGCUUUGGCUGCUGGCAAAUUUGAAUUACGUAUGCUUAUUCCGAGCCGUUCUGCUGGGGCAGUUAUCGGUCGUGGUGGAGAAUAUAUCAAAUCUUUACGUGCGAAGUACGAUGCCAACAUCAAUGUCCCAGAUAGGAGCACCCCCGAGCGUGUGCUGACAAUCAUUUGCCAUCAGGAUAGUAUUGAACAAUGCGUUUUGGAGAUUUUGAAUAAACUUUCUGAGGGAGAGAAGGCUAGUCGUGGAGAAGUUGAUGUUAAAGUUUUGGUUCAUCAGUCACAUGCAGGUGCAAUUAUUGGUCGGGGUGGCAGUAAAAUUAAAGAACUUCGUGAACAGACUCAAUGUCGCUUUAAAGUGUUCCAAGAAUGUUGUCCAAUGUCUAGUGAUCGUGUUUGCUUGAUCACUGGUGAUUCUGCCAAAUUACCUGCUGCUGUUAAAAUCCUCAUAGAUUUUGUCAAGGAUAUUCCAUUCAAAGGACCACAUGUACCAUACGAUUCAGCUGCUUAUAAUCCGCAAUUGUGUCACGCUUAUGGCGGUUUUGAGGGCGGUAACAUGGGAGCCCCAGCUCCUCCUAUGCCACCUCCACAUUUUGACUUUCCUCAUCACGGACCACCACAGCCAGGAGUUGGCUAUGCAGGAUUUGGACCAGGCCCAGGUGGUCCUCCAACGCAUACUCCAGGCGGGCCGCCGUUGAUGGGACCUCCUGGUCCCUAUCCUGGAGGUCCAGGAGGCGACCAAAUAACUACAACACAGGUCACAAUUCCAAGCAAACUUAGCGGCACAAUUAUUGGGAAACGUGGGGAAUGUAUCAAUCGUAUUCGAAACGAUUCUGGAGCUCGAAUUGAGAUUGAUACCCAAACUGAUCCAUUUGGUACAGAUGAGCGCAUCAUUACUAUAACCGGCACAACGCAUCAAAUUCAUAUGGCGCAGUUUUUGCUUCAGCAGAGCGUUCGUUCCUCAGAGUCAGGCCGUCGUUACUUGACUGAGAGACAGUGA
This is a messenger RNA of Meloidogyne enterolobii, 1161 nucleotides long. Lineage: Eukaryota; Metazoa; Nematoda; Chromadorea; Rhabditida; Meloidogynidae. The record is from the annotation of a GenBank genome assembly.